This is a messenger RNA of Phoenix dactylifera (date palm), 516 nucleotides long. NCBI's taxonomy places the organism in Eukaryota, Viridiplantae, Streptophyta, Magnoliopsida, Arecales, Arecaceae. The record is from the annotation of a RefSeq genome assembly.
AUGAACUUCGUACAGAGCAUCUCGGAGGAAGAUGAGCAAUGUUCACGGAAAAAGAACAGAGAUUUUGUCCAUGUCUUACUGAUCAAAAAUAAGACCUUUGUGACCGUGACAGAUGCUAGGGGGAAUAAAAAGACUGGGGCCUCCGCAGGUUGUUUGGAGGAAAGAAAAGGGCGGUCUCGUCUUUCUCGGUAUGCUGCUGAAGCAACUGCGGAACAUGUCGGGCGAUCCGCCAGAAAGAUGGGUUUGAAGUCAGUUGUCAUGAAAGUGAAAGGAUCUACUUAUUUCAGGAAAAAGAAUAAAGUGAUCUUGAGCUGGAGAGAAGGUUUUCGAGGUGAAGGAGUAGGAGAUCAAUCUCCAAUUAUGUACAUCCACGAUGUGACCCAACUUCCACAUAAUGGAUGCCGACUCCCCAAAAAACGUCGUGUUCAAAUAGUUCCAACCAUUUUUGAAUCUCCAUUUUCACUUGACAAGAAAAAAUUCCGGAAAAAAUCUGACUCGGAAGGGAGGCUAGACUAA